AAUUCCCGUCAGCCUCCAUAUUGAAUUGGCCCGGCAUGCACCGCGGCUCCGGGAUGAUGAGGCCAAGAUGGCGGCCAAUCCAAGUGGUGACGGCGCCCCUCCUUUUGAUUGUCCGUCAUGGGGAGGCAAGCCACCGGUCGGGCUCCACCUGGACGUGAUGAAGGGAGACAAGCUGGUGGAGAAACUGAUCAUAGACGAAAAGAAGUUCUACUUGUUCGGGAGGAAUCCGGACUGGUGCGACUUCACCAUCGACCACCAGUCGUGCUCACGCGUCCAUGCCGCCCUCGUCUACCACAAACACCUGAAGAGGCUCUUCCUAAUAGACCUCAAUAGCACACACGGUACUUUCCUCGGACACAUCCGUCUGGAGCCACACAAGCCCCAGCAGGUUCCCAUCGACUCCACGUUAUCCUUUGGUGCUUCCACGCGGACGUACACCAUCCGAGAGAAGCCCCAAAGCCAGGGUGGAGGUGGCAACGCAGACAUUAAGAUAGGAGACGAAGACGAGCUGAAGGGACUUCUCGGGUUACCGGAGGAGGAGACGGAGCUGGAGAAUUUGACAGAGUUUAACACGGCCCACAACAAGCGCAUCUCCCUUCUGACCAUCGAGGAGGGCAACCUGGACAUCCAGAGGCCGAAGAGGAAGAGGAGGAACUCAAGAGUUACUUUCAACGAGGAGGACUGCAUCAUCAAUCCAGAGGAUAUCGACCCCUCGGUGGGACGUUUUAGGAACAUGGUGCAGACUGCGGUCGUCCCCAUCAAGAAACGGCGGUCAGAGGGCCAAAACACGUUGGGUCUGGACAACUUUGCUUCAAAGCGUAUGCACGGUUACAGCCUGAGUAGCGGUCUCUAUGGCGACCUGCCUCCCACCAGCCACGAGAACCAGCCCACGGGCGCUCCGGGCGCUGCUUCCAUGCAGGGCGGGCUCCCCUUGCCUUUCCCCAACCCAGCACCAGAGGUGGACCUGGCACCCGAGGCUCAGCAGCCCCCCAUCAUGCUCAACCCCACUCCGGUCACGGCCCCCUAUCUACCAGAGACCCUCAACGAGCCACGCAAAAAGAAGUAUGCCAAAGAGGCGUGGCCGGGAAAGAAGCCCACGCCCUCGCUACUGAUAUGAGCGCUUUGCCCUGCAUGUUGACUCUCAGGUACCGGCGGGGCGUGUCAGGGACAAGGUGGCGGGGCUCAGCCAUCACCUCACUUUUUACUCCGUGUUGUUGGUGGUUCUCUGGUUCCGUUGGAGUUGUAUAAAAUAUCAAACCCCAUGUUUUCCAGCCGCAGUUAGAUGCUUGUGUGUCAUAACAGAUUAAUGUAACUUUAGUUUCUUAUUAUUUUGUUUUCAACUCUUUUCCGUGCUUUUGGAAACGUUAUGAAUAAAUGGCCGAAGAGUAUUUUUAUACACACAAUUUUACUGUGACGGGUCAGGACUGUCAGGACAAAAGUGAUCUGGUCCUUGUUUUCAAGCGUUACAAUUAUGUGAUGAUGAACUUGUCUUACAGCCUAAUGGAUCUGACCAACUUUUUAAUAAAUAUAUUGCAGUUGUUUUGACAGCCGCUAGAUGGCGACCUAA
Nerophis ophidion (straightnose pipefish) is the source of this 1567-nucleotide messenger RNA. It is a transcript of the gene ppp1r8b, whose product is annotated as protein phosphatase 1, regulatory subunit 8b. NCBI's taxonomy places the organism in Eukaryota, Metazoa, Chordata, Actinopteri, Syngnathiformes, Syngnathidae. The coding region runs from base 68 to 1117 and encodes 349 amino acids. Gene Ontology annotation, cellular component: nuclear speck. Gene Ontology annotation, molecular function: protein binding; mRNA binding; protein serine/threonine phosphatase inhibitor activity. The record is from RefSeq and is a predicted model, not a curated record. The transcript has 7 exons.